CCUUUUGAGUGCUCCAAGUGUGGCAAAUGUUACUUUAGGAAAGAGAAUCUCCUGGAACACGAAGCCAGGAACUGCAUGAACCGAUCCGAACAGGCGUUCGCGUGCUCGGUGUGCCCAGAGGUGUUCAAGCGGCGGAUGGAGCUGCGGCUGCACAUGGUGUCACACACCGGGGAGAUGCCGUACAAGUGCUCCUCCUGCUCCCAGCAGUUCAUGCAGAAGAAGGACCUGCAGAGCCACAUGAUAAAGCUGCACGGUGCACCCAAGCCGCACGCGUGCUCAACCUGCUCCAAGUGCUUUCUGUCCCGGACAGAGCUGCGCCUGCACGAGGCCUUCAAGCACCGCGGAGAGAAGCUGUUUGUGUGCGAGGAGUGUGGGCACAGGGCCUCGAGCCGCAAUGGCCUGCAGAUGCACAUCAAAGCCAAGCACAGGAACGAGCGGCCCUACGUGUGCGAGUUCUGCCACCACGCCUUCACCCAGAAAGCCAACCUCAACAUGCACCUGCGCACGCACACCGGCGAGAAGCCCUUCCAGUGCCACCUCUGCGGCAAGACCUUCCGCACGCAAGGUACCCCCGGGCGCGGCCGGGGUGGGUUACGCCGAGGCGUGAGGAAGUUUGAGUGCACGGAGUGCGGCUACAAGUUCACGCGGCAGGCCCACCUGAGGCGCCACAUGGAGAUCCACGACCGCGUGGAGAACUAUAAUCCCCGGCAGCGAAAGCUGCGGAACCUGAUCAUCGAGGACGAGAAGGAGGUGGUGGUGGUGCUGCAGCCACCCCCAGAGCUGGAGGUGGGCUCGGCCGAGGUGAUCGUGGAGUCGCUGUCCCGUGGGCCGCUGCCUGAGGAGGUUCCUGUGCAGAGAGACUGCUCAAACGAGAACUUCUCCACGGCAGACGUGAUCGAGCAAUCGCUGAUAAUAACGGCGGCGAUUCCUGAAGACUGUGAGACAUAG
This is a messenger RNA of Acanthisitta chloris (rifleman), 948 nucleotides long. RefSeq names its product zinc finger and BTB domain containing 48 (gene ZBTB48). The annotation marks the transcript as partial. The record is from RefSeq and is a predicted model, not a curated record. Lineage: Eukaryota; Metazoa; Chordata; Aves; Passeriformes; Acanthisittidae. The transcript is spliced from 7 exons.